This is a messenger RNA of Zingiber officinale, 1134 nucleotides long. RefSeq lists its product as uncharacterized. Gene Ontology annotation, molecular function: polysaccharide binding. The record is from RefSeq and is a predicted model, not a curated record. Lineage: Eukaryota; Viridiplantae; Streptophyta; Magnoliopsida; Zingiberales; Zingiberaceae. Bases 102 to 1103 code for a protein of 333 amino acids. The transcript has 2 exons.
UCUAUUCCAUCUUCAAACAAGCAUGAUACAUAGAAAGCCGAAGAGUAUUAAAUCCUCCUCCUCCUCCUUCUCUUCUUCUUCUUCAUUGUCCUUGGUCAACGAUGGCUGAGGCCGCCCCCUUCCUUCUCCGGCUCAACAAUGGCGUCUCCUCUAUGAUCUGUGUGUUGCUGCUGCUGCCGGCCUUUCUCCGCACAGCUACUUCCUCAUCAUCCUGUCGCUCCUACUGCGGCAACAUGACGGUGGACUACCCAUUCGCGCUGCGGCCGGGGUGCGGCCACGGGGGCUUCAGGGAGCUCCUCUACUGCAUCAACGGCGUGCUGAUGUUGCACAUCGCCUCCGGCUCCUACCGGGUCCUCGACAUCGACUACGCCUACGCCGGCCUCACCCUCCACGACCCCGCCAUGUCCGACUGCUACUCCCUCGCGCGCUCCCCGGACGGCCUGGGAAACGGCUUCGAGGUGGAGGCGUGGCGGGCGGCCUACCUCCGCCCCGACCCCGACAACGUCUUCAUGCUCAUCGGCUGCCGCCCGGACUCGCCGCUCUUCCAGGGCUUCCCCGCGCCGACACGCGGGGGCCGCCGCCACUUGCCCUGCCGCAACGUCUCCGGAAUGGGGUGCGAGGAGUACUACCGGUGCCCGGCGUGGGACGGCGAAGGGCAGCCGAGGGCAGGGGAGGCGGCCUACGGGUCGCCGCAGUGUUGCGCGCUGGAGUUCGGCGCCAUCAGGGCCAUCAACGUGAGCAAGCUGAGGUGUGAAGGCUACAGCAGCGCGUACAGCUUGGCGCCGGUGCGGGCCGCCGGGCCGGGGGCAUGGGCCUACGGCAUUCGGGUGGCCUACUCGCUGCCGGCGGAUCAGGAGGGCUUCUGCGGAGCAUGCCAGGCCACCGGCGGCGUGUGCGGGUAUGACCAGGAGACCAACGCCGAUCUCUGCCUUUGCGGCCGUUUCAACUCCACUUCCAACUGCGACUCCACCGCCGGCGGCGCCGACGUCUCCGCUGCUGAAAUUUCAUCAGGAUUAAGCUUGAUGGGCUUCUCUUCAUCGACCAUCUUAAUCCGAGAUCAAUCAUACGCGUUUCUGUUUAUUUUACUAUGUAUUUCCGUUUAAUAUUUAUUUUUUUUCACACUAUUUGUAUUUG